Molecule: messenger RNA, 1107 nt
Organism: Osmia lignaria (orchard mason bee)
Lineage: Eukaryota; Metazoa; Arthropoda; Insecta; Hymenoptera; Megachilidae
Gene: mtTFB1
Product: mitochondrial transcription factor B1
Biological process (GO): rRNA methylation; transcription initiation at mitochondrial promoter
Cellular component (GO): mitochondrial matrix
Molecular function (GO): rRNA (adenine-N6,N6-)-dimethyltransferase activity; mitochondrial transcription factor activity
Source: RefSeq, a predicted model, not a curated record
AUCAGUUAUAAAUAUAUAAAUAAGAAAAUAAAAACAUGACUGCUUUAAGACUUCCACCUCUUCCAACUAUAAAAGAAGUGUUGAAAAUAUAUAAAUUGAGAGCAAUAAAACAGCUUUCACAAAACUUUAUUUUUGAUCAAAACUUAACAGAUAAAAUAAUUAGGAAAACAGGAAAUCUUGCUGAUUGUUAUGCAUUAGAAAUUGGUCCUGGACCUGGUGGAUUAACAAGAUCAAUAUUAAAACAACAUCCAAAAAAAUUAACUGUUAUAGAAAAGGAUGAAAGAUUUAAACCUAUGUUAGAUAUGCUAAUAGAUUCCUAUGCAGCAGUUAAUGGUGAAAUGGAAGUUAUAUAUAAUGAUAUUAUGAAGGUAGACAUGAGUGAUCUUUUUCCUACAAGUGUAAAGACAGCUUGGGAAGACCGUAGCCCUAAAAUCAGAUUAAUUGGUAAUUUACCGUUCAAUGUUUCAACACCUCUAAUAAUAAAAUGGCUUCAUGCAAUUAGCGAAAAAAGAGGUCCUUGGGCAUUUGGAAGAACUAGAAUGACUUUAACAUUUCAAAAAGAAGUUGCCGAACGUAUAAUAGCCGAACCAAGUAAUAUACAAAGAUGUAGAUUAUCCGUAAUGGCACAAGCUUGGACGCGUCCAGUACUGCAUUUCAUCAUACCAGGUAGAGCUUUUAUUCCCAAACCGGAUGUUGAUGUUGGUCUUGUAUCAUUUGUUCCUUUAGUGACUCCGCGUACACGACAUGAAUUUAAAAUUUUUGAAAAAGUAAACCGACAUAUUUUUAGUUUCCGUCAAAAAUACUCUAUACGAGGAAUUGAAACAUUGUUUCCUGUGGAAUAUCGAACUGAAUUAGGACAGAUGAUGUAUAAACUUAGUGAUUUGGAUCCACAACUAAGAUCAGUACAACUUACUGUAGAAGAUAUUGAUAAACUUGUUACCGCAUAUAAAUACUUACUAGAAAAAUAUCCAGAUAUUAGGAUGUACGAAUAUCGUGCAUCUCGGCGAAUUGUAUCAUUAUCUAAAAUGAAAGACCUAAAAGUUAUAGAUUAUGUUGAAGAUAUAAAUGUAGAAGAUACACAAGCUAUACCUGAAAUAAUAAAUUAAA